Candida tropicalis MYA-3404 is the source of this 726-nucleotide messenger RNA. It is a transcript of the gene RPC31, whose product is annotated as DNA-directed RNA polymerase III subunit. Gene Ontology annotation, cellular component: RNA polymerase III complex. The transcript has a single exon. Gene Ontology annotation, biological process: transcription by RNA polymerase III. The record is from RefSeq and is a predicted model, not a curated record. Lineage: Eukaryota; Fungi; Ascomycota; Pichiomycetes; Serinales; Debaryomycetaceae. Bases 1 to 726 code for a protein of 241 amino acids.
AUGUCAUUUAGAGGAGGUGGAAGAACAACUCAAAGAACCAUUCUUCCGUUUGGUUUAGAUUAUGCUGAUAUUAUAUCAUCUACACAAGAAACAGAAAAACCACAAUUGUUAUUACCUAUAAAUGGAGAUGUUACUGAAGUUGAACAAAUUAUAGCAAAACAAUCAAUUAAUUUCAGUAAAAUUAUGUCUGAUGGACCAUUUUUCACUGGGAAUCUAGAUUCUAUUAAUAAUGAUAAAAAAUCAUCAACUAAAAGUACAACAACAACAACUGCAACUUCAUCAGAUGGUAUAGAACGAUAUUCUGAUCGAUAUAAAAAAGUUCAAAAAAUUGGACGUACUAUUGAAGAACAUCCUUAUCAAACACAAUUUUUCCCAGCUGAAUUAUAUUCAGUUAUGGGAAUAAGUAAUAAAGAUAAGAAGAAAAUAUUAGCAUUAUCAAAAUUUCAUUCAAAUGGUGGAUUACGAGAAUUUUUAUCCAAUGAACAAAUUGAAAAUAUGGAUGAAGAAGCAAAAGUUAAAGCUAUGCAAGAAAGAAUGCUUAAUUUGGCUAAUGCUGCUGAUAAUGACGAUAAUAAAGAUGAUGCUCAUCAUAGUGGAGACGAAGAAGAAGAUAUUGAUGAUGAAUUUGAAGAUGAUGACGAUGAUGAUUAUAACGCUGAGAAAUACUUUGAUGAUGGUGAUGAUGACGGUGGUGACGAUGGUGGUGAUGAUGAAGCAGCAUUUUAG